Molecule: messenger RNA, 1167 nt
Organism: Colletes gigas
Lineage: Eukaryota; Metazoa; Arthropoda; Insecta; Hymenoptera; Colletidae
Exons: 1
Coding region: 1-1167 (388 amino acids)
Source: RefSeq, a predicted model, not a curated record
AUGACCGGGCCCACCAUCCAAGACGAUUUGUUCGCCCUCCUCAUGCGUUUCCGUACGCACAACUAUGUUCUCACCGGAGACAUAGAAGAAAUGUAUCGGCAGUUCCUCGUCCGUCCGGAGGAUCGUCGAUAUCAGCGAAUCUUGUGGCGCGACGACGACGGACGCAUUAAGGCACAUGAGCUGAAUACAGCCACAUUCGGAUUAUCAUCAGCUCCAUAUCUCGCGGUCAGAUACCUACAACAGCUGGCCGAAGACGAAAGUUCGCGAGCCCCGAUCGCGGCGAAGGUGGUAACGCAAGAUUUGUACGUAGAUGACUUGCUAACCGGAGCCAAUACUUACGCGCAAGCCUUGCAUUUACGAGACUCUGUCAUCGACCUCCUAAAACGCGGAGGAUUGAAUAUUCGACAGUGGGUAUCGAACGACCCGCGAUUGUUAACCGGAUUACCGACGGAACAAAUCCACCCAAAAUUUUUCGGCGACUCAUCCAUCAAAACCUUGGGACUUUCAUGGGACGCUCGCAACGAUGAAAUAGUCUAUACGGUGGACCUCCAAACCGACGCGAAAAUAACCAAACGAACAAUCCUAUCUACUAUUUCGAAAAUCUUUGAUCCGUUAGGGCUGCUAUUGCCGGUAAUCAUCAAGGCAAAAAUUUUGAUCCAAGGACUCUGGCGGCUGCAAUUAAAUUGGGACGAAUCGAUAUCCCAUGAAUUGCACACCGAAUGGACAGUUUUCGUGCAAGAGUUCAGCACCUUGGACAAAAUUGCCUUCCCGCGCCACGUAACGCAGCGCGCAACCAUGAGAACCGAGCUGCACGGAUACUGCGAUGCGAGUGAACGCGCGUACGGCGCGUGUCUCUACCUACGAACCAUAGACGAAGCCGGAAAAAUCAAAGUCGAGUUGCUAUGUGCAAAAUCGCGCGUUGCACCGUUAAAACCCGUUAGCCUCGCCCGUCUCGAAUUGUGCGGAGCACUGUUGCUGGCAAAUCUCCAUACGACCGCUCUCCAAAAUUUCGCGCGAUCAUUCGACAAGAUCAUGUUUUGGACCGACUCGACCAUCGUUCUUAACUGGAUCAACAAGGAACCCUGCACCUUGGACAAUCGGCGCGGCAAUUUCGAACCAAUUCAACUUGGCGCAACGGACCCACGUGGCUUCUCGAAUCGGAAUUGA